CCUUCCCCACUCUAUAAAUAGCUUCACACCCCUCUUCGCAUUGUUGCCCAUUGUUUUCGCAAUUUUGUGCUGAUUGAGCUGAAGGAAGGAGGAGUAGGUGGUGUUGGUUGCUGUUCCGUCGUGUUCUUCACUGUAGCUUCGAAGUCAGGAGUUGGGAGUUUGGGAUUGAAGGGUUAACGUCUUUCUGAAAAGAAGCAAUGGAGGUAUUUGGAAAAUCUGUGGUAGCUGUUCAUUCCAAUGUUAUUUACUUGUCAAGUAUUCUAGGCCAAGAUGGGCCUAAUCCAGUUCACAAGUGUGACUGGAAAUGUGAGAACGAGAAUUUGUUUGGGAACAUGUUUCGCUGCAAGCUAACUGGGCUGACACAUGUUUGUGAUAAAAACUGUAAUCAGAGAAUUGUCUAUGAUAAUCAUAGCUCCCUCUGCAGAGUGAGCAAACAGGUUUUUCCUCUAACACUGAUUGAGCAACAAGCUGUCAGAGGUGUCCGAAGGAAGCUUGAUGCUGAGAGUUCCUCGACUGAGUCUUGUUCUUUUAAGCGCAGAAGGGAUGCACAGUGCCACCCCUCACCAUUUGAGAGGCCCUUCACUACUGUUGGUCCCAUCUGCAGUCCGAUUGGUGAUGGCAUGGAUACGAACUAGGCGUUAUAACUUCUUGUUUCAUAUCCAUCCCUAUCCUUUCCCCUUUAGCUCUUGUUCUUUUCCUAGUAUAAAUCGAGGACUAAAGAACUCAUCAAGUACCUAAGUGGCAGACUUCAUUGUAUUGCCUUUUAUGUAGGAAGCUUUAUGUUUAACUUUCCUUUAUUGGAGUUGUAGCUAAGACUCUUAACUAUUAGGAAGUUUAUGAUACUAUAUCUUGUGAACUAUGAUGAAGCUCGAUGCAUUUUAUUGCACGGCAUCUUGAAGUACUAUGAGACAGGGUUCUAUUAAACUUUACUGUUCUAUUUGAUGUGCUCUGCUAACUGCAUCUCUCCCCCUGUUAUCUAUCAUUUUCAUUUUUGCUGUGGUUUAUUGUAAUGACUCUUAUCGCCUUCAUUAAAGCAAGGCAAUCAGCAGGAAUUUUUGGAGGAAGUUUAUUUUCAUUCAGUGGUUCGAUUUGUUUGUAUAUAUAUAGUUCAGUGAUUCGCAUUGAGAUGAUUGUAACUUUCCUGUAACUCUUAAGGAGGAAGUUUGUGCUUCCGGACGGGAAGAUCUUGUUAUUUGGUCCCGUAUGGAUAUUUACUUGAUUUUAUUUUGUGUUGCAGGUUGAAAACGGAGGCUUUAAUCAAUUCUUUUGUUUCAUUUAUUUCUACUUUUGUGCUUUUAUUAUGGUUUCUGUACAUCUCAGUUCCUAAAACGAUGUUGCUUUUGCAGGACCUUGAAGUGUAUGCCACUCGAGAGAGUUCAAUUAUAGCUUGCUGUCUUGAUGAAUGAUUUAUAGUGUAAUGUGUUCUUGAUUUUGGGAAACCUUCACUAAUAGAUUAUUCGUUUCUCUUCAUGCAGGAAAUGAGUCGCUCCUCCAGCAGUUGCUGCUCAGGGACGUCAACAGAAAUGCCAUUACAUACUCAUAAGUAUUCAGUUCAUAGGAUGGACCCGAGGGCUGGAACAAACAGAUAGAGUCCAUUCAUUUCCAGGCCUUACUCCGAUCAAUCCCCAUUUCUGUGGCUAGCAUCGAGAAAUCAUGCAAUGAAUACAUAUUUCCAGCAUUCGGGGAUAUCAUAAAACAUGCUGGUCUGAGCUUUCCUCUUAACUCAGCGAUCAGAAGGUACAUAUUCUGUCCCAAAUCACCCAUGAUGGAGAAGCAAUCUUGAAUUAGUUAUCCCUGUUGCUGAUUUCUCUUCCUCCCGGGAACCCUCAGAUUGCAUUUCCCUUCAAUUCCGACCCUACGAUAAACCUUACACUGUUUGGUAGGUGGAUCGUAGAAGGGGGACAGCUUGUGAUAAAGACCAGCUUGCAACAUGUUGUUGUUCUGCCCAACAUUUUAGAUAUCCUAGUACUAGUUUGAUCAUGAAAAUCUAUUCAAGAAAAAGCAUAAAUCAUCUCCAGUGUUGAGUAGCUUGGACUUUGUCGUGCACGUGCUGGAGCUGAUGCUCGUGACCGUUAUCGGGCCAUGUGAUUGGUGGUGGAGUGCAUCUUUCUUAACCGUUGUAAUAUAAAAACUUGUAAGCACAGUUUUGUCAGAGUAGUUUAAUAUGGACUUGGUAAAACAAGUAGUUUAAUCUAGCUGCUCUGUUUUUUAAUGUUGUUUGUAGACUGACAUUUUUUUGGAAGUCAUUGUUAUAUUUUUAGUGGUGUUUAGUUUAA
This is a messenger RNA of Salvia hispanica, 2276 nucleotides long. RefSeq lists its product as uncharacterized. Lineage: Eukaryota; Viridiplantae; Streptophyta; Magnoliopsida; Lamiales; Lamiaceae. The record is from RefSeq and is a predicted model, not a curated record.